Messenger RNA from Magallana angulata, 3673 nucleotides. RefSeq names its product protein NEL-like. Gene Ontology annotation, molecular function: laminin binding; signaling receptor binding. Lineage: Eukaryota; Metazoa; Mollusca; Bivalvia; Ostreida; Ostreidae. Gene Ontology annotation, cellular component: cell surface; extracellular region. The coding region runs from base 476 to 2845 and encodes 789 amino acids. The record is from RefSeq and is a predicted model, not a curated record. Gene Ontology annotation, biological process: receptor clustering; anatomical structure development; G protein-coupled acetylcholine receptor signaling pathway. The transcript has 15 exons.
CUCGGGUGUACGGGCGAGAGAGAAUUAUGAAUGGUAUUAAAUGGAACUCGACGCUGUUCUACUAUCAUCAUAGGACUAGUACCCGAGAUGUCAACUUCAUUAAUUCAUUUCUCAAUUAACGGUUAAUGAGGAGAAAACUGAAAAAUGGAUUUUAUAUAGUUUUAUGGAAUUUUAAUUCAAUGGUGCCGCCGCUAUCUUCGGUAUUUGAAAGUGGAAAAAAAUAUGUGAGUUGAUUUUGGGUAGUUCGUUUCUUUCAGAGAAAACUUCAAUAUACUUUGUGAAAAUCUUUGAAGAUAAGACAAAAAUUGUGAUUUUUCUGUUAUAAAAAUAUUUAUUUGUGAAGAUUAUAAUUUUGUGACUCUACUUUGAGAAUUAUUUUCAUCUCAUGAUGAAAUAUGAUCUCGUAUACAAACGAAAUAUUAUUUACCCUGCUGCUUGAACAAUCCACCCGACACCCGAGAUUUGCCGAUCAGAUAUGUGGCUCAACAGACAUCGACUCAAUGGAUUAAUAUUAACAUAUCUUACAUUGUCGGAGGUUGCGUUCUUGACACAAGGCUGUAUUCUAUUGCUAAAUGGUUGGACACCAAUAUCCGUUUACAACCGAACGCUCCUAGCAGACGUUGUCGUUUCCGGUUUCGUGCAUGAAACUUACAAGGACUUCCGGUCCCAGGAUUUGACGUACAGUGCCAAGAUAGAACUGGUGACCGUUUAUAAAGGUCAGGAACUGGUCGACAAUCUGACUUCUGUGGCCAAAAAUACAUUUGUCAUUAGUAAUUUCGGGGAUAAGAAAAUGUGUUAUGCCGACAUCCAGGAGAAUGAAAUGUACAUAUUGUUUUUGACGGUGUACAAGCGGCGGCUGUCAGCCAAGUAUGAUGAUAUCUUCGGCGCUGCCACCGAACUCACAAAACCCAGGGAGGAAGAGAUACUCACUCACUUAGGUUGGAAUUUCUGGUCGCCAUGGGAAUCCUGCAGCGCCACCUGUGGGGGAGGAACUCAGGUCAGACGACGGGGCUGCAGCACUCCAGCCACUUCCUGUUCGAGCGAGGCUUCAGAGAACAGAGCCUGCAAUGGUUUCUCAUGCAAAGGAACCACAGAUGUACUCCAAGCAUUAGGACUACCAAAGUUCCCUCACGGUGUUUCUACAGAUCUCAAUAGAACUUCGGCUUACAUUGUAAACAGUGAAGCUAAUUUAUACAUCCCGCUCUCCGAUCUCUACAGAGGUAAAUUUCCGAAGGAUUUCUCCAUAUUAAUCACUGCCAAGCUUAACACAUCGUCCGAUGGAUAUUUAUUAACCUUUAGUGAUAUCAUGGGCCAACAGAAAAUGGCCAUAAAGUAUGGCGAAGGACUUACGUUGGAAUACUACGAUCAGAACGGACUGCCUGGGCCCAAAUCUCCCGGAUUUAGGGAGAGUCUGACUGAUUCCACUUGGCACCAGUUUGCCUUUAGUGUGGAGGACCAGCUUGUGACGCUGUUUGUUGACUGUGAGAAAGUGAAGUCCCAGUUCUUUGGGCGGACAAAGGACCCGUAUGUAGGGGUCAACCUUAUGCUGGCUCUGGGUCCCUACUUUGCGAGAUACGGCUCUCCUUUCGAGGGCUCCAUCCAGCAGUUGGUAGUUGCUCAGGACCCUUCUGCGGCCGAACAGCAGUGUUCGACCAAACUUCAGAAUGGGGGCAACAGAAGUGUACGUGAGCAAGCUGUCAAGGACGACAGUCAGGUCAGCACCGCACAGAGGCAGACUCAGUCCGAACAAUCCCAGCCGGAUAAAACGGAUUCCAAACCUGCUGUAAAAAACGCAACCACAUCAACACUGAAUACUCAAGCAAACCAAUACGUGUAUGUUGAUUGGUCGGAGUGGUCAACAUGCAGCGCCUCCUGUGGGAUGGGAUUUCAGUCCCGCACCCGUUACUGUGGCAACAAUGACCUUGACAAUUGUCUAGAAAAAGAAAAUCAACUGAUCCAAACGAGGGCUUGUGGGGGCAAAACAUGUUCUGAUAAUGCUGUUGAAGAUUGUGCUUCUGUCUGCUUUAAUGGGGGGUCAUGCAGGUCAGACGGAAAUUGUGUUUGUCCCAAAGGUUACAAAGGAAAACAGUGCCAAAAAGCAAUAUGCAGUCCACGUUGUAAAAACGGCGGGAAAUGCAUACGCCCGGGGGUGUGUUCCUGUCCCCCGGGCUACAGAAAGCCUACCUGCAAAGGUGGAUGUAAUAUUAAGUGCCAAAAUGGAGGAGAAUGUUGGAGAAAAAACAAAUGCAAGUGUAAAAAGGGUUACAAAGGAAAGGACUGUUCUAUUCCGGUCUGUCGGCGCAAGUGCAGUAAUGGCGGUAAAUGUGUAGCACCAAAUAAGUGUUCAUGUCGGCGGGAUUACAAGGGGAGACGAUGUCAAAAAGCAAUUUGCAAGCCUAAAUGUAAAAAUGGCGGAUCAUGCAUAUUUCCCAACGUCUGCAAGUGCAAUGCGGGAUUUUAUGGUCCCCACUGCGAACAAUAUAAGUGCAGAAGACGUUGUAAGAAUGGCGGAUUCUGUGUGGGGCCCAACAAAUGUAGAUGUCAGCCGGGCUACUCGGGGAAAUGGUGUCAAAUAGGUCGAUGCAAUCAUCCUUGUCUAAAUGGCGGGAAAUGUCGAAACAACAAAUGCAGAUGUACUGCCGGAUGGAAAGGGGAGAGAUGCACCGUCAGAGGCUGUAGCUAUGAGCGGUACACUGUUCCGUACGACAGAUCCUACAAGAGAAUGGUGAGGGAGGAAUACAUCACUAAGUGUGGACCCUGGAGCUGGAAAUCCUGUGUCAAAACCAGAAUUCGUUAUGAAAUUGUGACGAAAACAACUUACAAAUAUUCCUACAAGUGUGUCUGAGAAAAAAUAGAACCAAAACUAAGAAUAGAAGUGCAAGGCCCGUUAUCAAAAUACUUCUGAGUUAGCGGCACCAGGAGCAAUAGCGACAAAAGGCAGAAGCAACAUUCACAGCAACAGCAACAAAACCGACGUCUGUUGAUAGCAACAAUGUCCAAGUACAACGCAUCUUGUUAUAUCUGACGUCCCUAGUGUGCUGGUCAUUUUCAAGAAGACUUUUAUCGGACCAUUUUCAGUAGAUUUUAACGCUCUAAUUGAAAAAAUCUACAAAUUUGAUUAAACUUUUCAUCUUGGGAUAUGUGUUGUACCCGAAUACGUAUUAGACAGACGCCCGAAAAAGGGGGAGACAAAUCACGGCUGGAACCGUGAUAAAGUCACAUGACAAGAAAUAGUGACUACCAUGGAAUCAAAUCCUCAUUCUUAAGAUACCUCAGCUCAUUUCAUUCAUAAGCAUUCCAUGUACCGUAUUUAUAUUUGUUUAGGUAAUUUCAUCCAGAAACAUUUGGACUUGUGAAGCAUUCAGUGGCAGAAAAAAUGAAAGAUAACCAAAUUAUGGGGAGAAAGAAAUGUGGAACCCUUUAUCAAAUUUAAUUCAUGAAUAUUCAUUUACAACAUUUUAUGUUGAUUUGUAAUUAUCAUUUUACUUGCCAUCAAGUUGCACAAAUUAUUUAUUUCAUAAAACAUAUUCAUUUACAAAAUCAUACCACUGCUUGAAUAUUAUUACCAAGUAUAUAUGAUAAACUUAUCGUUUUACCAAUCUGUACUUCUUAAAUGUUGCAAUUGUAGCGGCAUUGUUCUAUAUUUUCAAUAAAUAUUUUUUUACACACACAA